Messenger RNA from Hemiscyllium ocellatum (epaulette shark), 2739 nucleotides. RefSeq lists its product as uncharacterized. The record is from RefSeq and is a predicted model, not a curated record. Bases 734 to 2083 code for a protein of 449 amino acids. The transcript has 3 exons. Lineage: Eukaryota; Metazoa; Chordata; Chondrichthyes; Orectolobiformes; Hemiscylliidae.
CUUUGUGUCCAGGGGAUUUGUCUACUUGGCUUGAUUCCCUCUGCAGCAGACAUGCCUGGGCUUGUUCCUCUGGGAGGGAGCGUGCUUACCUGUGUGACAGUCUUCGGGUCACCUGAAUAACAGAGCUCUCAGCCCCUGUUCCGGAACAAUCAGAACUUCACUCAGAGGCUGACAGUGGAAAAUACAGCGAGAAUUCACUGAGGGUUCCUUCUUAUUUCAAAAUGGAAACAGUGAUAUCACAGAAACAAUUAUUUUACACAUCCAACUUCAGACAAGACUUCUGCAAACAGAAAUAAAAAAAGACUUUUCCAGUUCAUGCUGUUUUCCCUAAACAAAGGAAAAGAAAUCAAUCUCUGACCUUCGAAACUGAAAGCCUAAUUAGCAAUUGUGUACUUUGGUCACUCAGAAAUCGCCCGAUGGAAACAAAGCCUCAUCAUACACCGAAACUAUCGCUCUCAGGUGUUUCUUCAAAAGAAAUCAACCGUCUCUACAGAAACAUUUAUAAAUUAAUCAAUAGACUUGUUCAGAAACACAGUCAUCCCAUAUGUCACUAUUUCAAAGUAAAAGAUACAAAAUAAAUGGGAUUAACAUGAAAAUAGAUCAUGCCUUAUAUCACACAACCAAGAGGGUAUUAGAUGAUUAUUUAAAUAGAGACAAUGUGUUGGCUUCUCAGGGAAAGGGUGGAGUUUGGUGCUGAGUGGUUACACUCACUCAGUGAACAAGUGCUGAUCUGAUGUACGGACAGCUUCAAGAUCCACAGGAACAAUUCUGUCGUCUGCUUUAUCGUGCAGAAUCUAUGGCUUCGUUUCAUACAUUGCUCCGAACUGAGAUUGGGAAAUUCGAGAAGCAUGUUCGAGAUUGUAGAGAUACGUUCGAUCUGGGGAGACUGAGUCAAUUUCUAACUGCACUGACUGAGCCUGACACAGGGAGUGUUGACAGCGUUCAGCAAGUCAGACAGCUGGCCAGGGAGCGAGGGAACAACAAGUUGCUAUGCAAAGGCAGCAGCUGUGAUGCUAGUGCCUACGCCUCAUGGCUCUGCACCUACAUAGACUACCUCCGAGCUCUGAAGGAGACAUUUGAUGACAAGGUUAUUAUUCCUCUCUGUGAAGAGCUGUACGUUAAUGAGGACACAGGAAGCCAGAGAGUUCACAGCGAUUCCUCCAACUGCUCCUCUUCAUUAUCCUCACAAGCCAGCUCCCAACAGGAGAGAGUUUCUGAGAGCUGUCUGAUGGGCCAGCAAGAGAUGCGAAUGGACUCAAUCCCAAAGAUUGCAAAGGAGCUGUUUAAUGUGCGGAGGAAGUGGGCACUGCUCCUGACUGCAGACACUAUCAGAACUGAGUACUUCACAUCCCAGAGUAUUACUGACCUCCACAAGACAGACACCCCCAAACAUCUGAACAAGAUCCUACGGUUGGUACCCGACAUUUACUGCAAAUGUUUAUUGACUGCAGAUCUGGCGAGACAAUGGUUACAGCUCCAUGAACGUAGGUACGGUGGCGUGACCCUCCCAGUCCCUGUAACGGACAGCAACAGGCAGAGAACAGGCACUCAGUCCCUGGACAGGGGGAAGGGGCUGUCAGUGUGUGAGGAGGCACAAGGAAUGGUCUCCAGGAAAAGAGAAAAGCAACUUCACCCAAUGCCCAAGGUGACAUCAGAAGAACUUGAUGAUCUCAACUAUGAGAAGGUGAGGGUAAGAGUGGAUGAUGAAGAACUUCAUUACCUCGUCAGGAGAGAGGAACGUGUCCGAAACCUGCAGAGACUGACCCAAAAGUCAGGGUUCAGAGUUCAUGAACUUCAGCUGCAACUGGAACAGGUGAAGCAGGGAAUGGACCUGAUCCAUCGAAGGCAAGAGGUUGAGGGAGGGAAUAAUGGGACACCUCAGACAAACCUUCGUCUCAUUGAGGAGCUGGAGGGAAAACUGAGGCUGGAAAAGUACAAGUACAGGAUCCUGCAAGCUGAUUGGCUGCUGCAGCUGGAAAUCGAACCCUAUGCGAUCCGUCACAUGGAGCUGUUACGAGAUCAACAAGAGAAAUCCCAAAGACUGGAAAGAGAGAAGGCUCCACAGAGAAAUCACACACACUGACCCUCACUGGGGUACACUCCCACACACACUGACUCUCAGUGGUGUACACACCCACACACACUGACUCUCAGUGGUGUACACUCCCACACACACUGACUCUCAGUGGUGUACACUCCCACACACACUGACUCUCACUGGGGUACAGUCCCACACACACUGACUCUCACUGGGGUACACACCCACACACACUGACUCUCACUGGGGUACACACCCACACACACUGACUCUCAGUGGUGUACACACCCUCACACACUGACUCUCAGUGGUGUACACUCCCACACACACUGACUCUCACUGGGGUACACACCCACACACACUGACUCUCACUGGGGUACAGUCCCACACACACUGACCCUCACUGGGGUACACACCCACACACACUGACUCUCACUGGGGUACACACCCACACACACUGACUCUCAGUGGUGUACACACCCUCACACACUGACUCUCAGUGGUGUACACUCCCACACACACUGACCCUCACUGGGGUACGGCUGGAAUUGUCCAUUCUGAGUUGUCUGCAGACGACUAGAAGAACGAGGAACAUUCUGGCGCAUUUAGUUCCUGCAGCCUGUGAUUGUGGCCGUCGCUUUCCUGCCUGUCGAUGAUCGUGGGCUGUAUUGUACAAUUAGGUAAAAACAAGGACUGCAGGU